Molecule: messenger RNA, 789 nt
Organism: Drosophila subpulchrella
Lineage: Eukaryota; Metazoa; Arthropoda; Insecta; Diptera; Drosophilidae
Gene: l(1)sc
Product: achaete-scute complex protein T3
Exons: 1
Coding region: 1-789 (262 amino acids)
Biological process (GO): regulation of transcription by RNA polymerase II; developmental process
Molecular function (GO): RNA polymerase II transcription regulatory region sequence-specific DNA binding; DNA-binding transcription factor activity, RNA polymerase II-specific; protein dimerization activity
Source: RefSeq, a predicted model, not a curated record
AUGACGAGCAUCUGCAGCAGCAACUUCCAGCAGCAGCACUAUCAGCUGACCAACGGCAACAUGAUGUUGCUGCAGCACCAAAACCAUCAGAUCCACCAGCAGCAGCAGCAGCAACACCACCAGCUGAUUGCCCCCAAGAUGCCGCUGGGCACCAGUCAACUGCAGAAUCAGCAGCAAUCGAACAUCGGGCCCAUGGGCCAGCAGCAAAAGAAGAAGUUCAACUACAACAACAUGCCCUAUGGCGAGCAGUUGCCAUCGGUGGCCAGGCGCAAUGCCCGCGAGCGCAAUCGUGUCAAGCAGGUGAACAACGGAUUCGUCAAUCUCCGCCAGCAUUUGCCCCAGACGGUGAUCAACUCGCUGUCGAAUGGUGGACGUGGUGCCAGCAAGAAGCUCUCCAAGGUGGACACCCUCCGCAUUGCCGUCGAGUAUAUCCGUGGCUUGCAGGACAUGCUGGAUGAUGGCACUGGCUCGUCAGCAACCCGUCACAUCUACAACUCCGCCGACGAGAGCAGCAACGAUGGCAGCAGCUACAACGACUACAACGACAGCCUGGACAGCAGUCCGCAGCAGUUCCUCCUGGGAGGAGUCGCCCAGCUCAGCUCCGUCCAGGCCCACUCCUACCACUCCGCCUCGCCCACGCCCUCGUACUCCGGCUCCGAGGUCUCCGGCUAUGUCAAGCAGGAGCUGCCCGAGCAGGACCUCAAGUUCGAGUCCUUCGACAGCUUCAGCGACGAGCAGCCCGACGACGAGGAGCUCCUCGACUACAUCUCGUCCUGGCAGGAGCAGUGA